Messenger RNA from Malassezia restricta, 1251 nucleotides. Its product is annotated as 26S proteasome regulatory subunit T6. The record is from RefSeq and is a predicted model, not a curated record. Lineage: Eukaryota; Fungi; Basidiomycota; Malasseziomycetes; Malasseziales; Malasseziaceae. Bases 1 to 1251 code for a protein of 416 amino acids. Gene Ontology annotation, molecular function: ATP binding; ATP hydrolysis activity; proteasome-activating activity. Gene Ontology annotation, biological process: proteasome-mediated ubiquitin-dependent protein catabolic process. The transcript has a single exon. Gene Ontology annotation, cellular component: proteasome regulatory particle, base subcomplex.
AUGGUAGCUGCGGUAGCAUCCUCGCAAGUAAGCGUGGACAACCAGGCUGGUGAGCAAAAUCACCGUGAAUCUAAGGCUCCAGCUGGUGUUGAUUCGUUUUUCCUCUCAAAAAUUCAGUCAUACGAGCUGACUAUCAAUGAAAAAGCACAGAAUCUUCGUCGCUUGGAAGCACAGCGCAACUCGCUGAAUGCCCGUGUGCGUAUGAUCCACGAGGAACUUCAGCUGUUACAGGAACCUGGAUCGUACGUGGGUGAGGUCGAGAAAGUCAUGGGAAAGAAAAAGGUGCUGGUGAAGAUCCAGCCAGAGGGCAAAUACGUCGUGGAUGUUGCGUCCGAUAUUGACGUCGCUCAACUGAAGCCAUCGCUCCGUGUCGCUCUUCGUUCUGACUCUUAUACAUUGCACAAAAUUCUUCCAAAUAAGAUUGACCCACUCGUCUCGCUCAUGAUGGUCGAAAAGGUGCCGGACAGUACAUACGAAAUGGUCGGUGGUCUUGACCGUCAAAUUAAAGAAAUCAAGGAGGUCAUUGAACUUCCUGUCAAGCAUCCAGAGCUGUUCGAGAGCUUGGGUAUUGCACAGCCGAAAGGUGUGCUCCUGUACGGUCCACCUGGAACGGGUAAAACGCUUCUCGCACGCGCUGUGGCGCAUCAUACUGAUUGCAAAUUUAUUCGCGUGAGCGGCAGUGAGCUUGUGCAGAAGUACAUCGGUGAAGGUAGCCGCAUGGUGCGUGAGCUCUUCGUUAUGGCCCGUGAGCAUGCGCCUUCUAUUAUUUUUAUGGACGAAAUCGACAGCAUCGGUUCUAGCCGUGGUGACGAUGGCGGCAAUGGUGACUCAGAAGUACAGCGCACCAUGCUUGAGCUAUUAAAUCAGCUUGACGGAUUCGAAGACACGCAAAAUAUCAAGGUCAUCAUGGCCACGAACCGAAUCGACAUCCUCGACAGCGCAUUGCUGCGCCCCGGACGCAUCGACCGUAAGAUUGAGUUUCCGCCGCCAGGUCCAGAGGCACGCGUUUCCAUUCUGCGUAUUCAUUCGCGCAAGAUGUCGCUGCAACGUGGUAUCAAUCUGCGUGUGCUAGCUGAAAAGAUGGGUCAAUGCUCCGGUGCCGAAGUCCGCGGUAUCUGCACCGAAGCUGGUAUGUAUGCUCUUCGUGAACGCCGUCAGCAUGUCUCGCAAGAAGACUUUGAAUUAGCUAUUUCCAAGGUGCUCAAGCGGCAGACGGAUGGUUCCAUGAGUGUGAACAAGCUCUUCACAUAG